UUGUUUUAUAAAUGACGUACAGUCGUGUGUAACAGUGACGUCGCUACGGUGCAGACUGCAGUGAAACUGUUCCAGGAUCAGCCCUGGGGGGUCCUGCAGGCUCAUGUGCUGUCUGUCUCACUUAAAAGGAAUUAGAAAUUGCUAUAGAAAGCUGUCUUGGUUUUCGUUAACACACCACAAAAUUGCAAUGCCAAAGAAAAGCAAAGGAGCUCCUGUGAAGAGGCCUGGCAGUGAUGAAGAGCAGCUUCAUCCCAAACAGAGCCGGAUUGACUCCCCUCUGUGCUUUGACAGUCCAGCCUCUUUAUUUGAGAGCCUGAUCCUGCCGAUGAGGACAGAGGAGUUUUUCAGGGACUACUGGGAGAAGAAGCCCCUCCAUCUACAGAGGACGGACCCUCAGAUGGCAUCCUACUACCAGUCUCUGUUCCAGGUUUCAGAUUUGCAGAGCUUGAGCUCUCAGGGUCUGGAAUACUACAGGGACGUCAAUGUUGUUCGCUGUGUCAGUGGCAAGAAAAAGGUUCUCAACAAGGAGGGGAACGUUAAGAGCACUGUUCUCCACAAGAACCUGGUUCAGAAUAAAGCCACCAUCCAGUUCCACCAGCCACAGAGGUUCAAGGAUGAAUUGUGGAGAAUCCAGGAGAAAUUGGAGUGUUUCUUUGGUGCUUUAGUGGGUUCUAAUGUCUACAUCACGCCAGAGGAGUCUCAGGGCCUUCCAGCUCAUUAUGAUGAUGUUGAGGUAUUUAUUCUUCAACUGGAGGGACAGAAACAAUGGCGUCUGUACAACCCUACUGUUCCACUAGCAGCAGAGUACAGUGUGGAAUCAGAGGAUAAGAUCGGCAGUCCAACCCACAGUAUCCUACUAAAGGCAGGAGAUCUUCUUUACUUCCCCAGAGGAACCAUUCAUCAGGCUAACACUCCAGCAGGAGUUGACCACUCCACCCACCUGACUCUCAGCACCUACCAGAGAACAUCAUGGGGAGAUUUGCUGUUGGACACAUUUCCCAGCGUACUCAGUAACAGGAGCAAGACUGAUGUGAGCCUAAGAGAGGGCAUGCCAAGAAGAUUCUUAUUGGACAUCAAUGAUGACCUGGACACCAGGAGGAAGCUGGCCUCUUACCUCAGAUGUCUUGCUGAUGAAAUGGAUGGAGGAAAACAGGAAGUCCACUCCACUCACAUGAAGAGGGACUUCAUUAUUAAUAGACUGCCACCAUACUGCCACCAGGAUCUGCUUACACCAUCUGGGAGGGUUCCUGCACUGGAGGAUACUGUCUGUUUAAAGUUUAAAGACCACAUGUUGAUAACAAUUGAACCCAGCCCAAGGACGACGGAUGAGGCCACAGAGCAGGUUGUCUUUGUCUUGCAUUCUUUGAAGAACCAACGGGAGAGACACAUGAUGGGUGCAAGUGAUGAUGAAGAGGUGGAACAAGACAUGUCCACAGGCCUCCAGUUCCCUCUGUCCCACUUCCCAGCCCUCAGGCAGCUCCAGCAGGUGGAUCAGAUGCCGGUCAACCAGCUCCAACUGUCCACACAGGAGGACAAACUCAGCCUGGUACUGGCCCUCUGGAGUGAAAGCCUGCUGACGGUGCUGUAACACAACUAAAAGCGUUCUGUCCACACAUUGAUCAUCUGGAAUACUUAAAAAUAUUUCUCUUCUGUAAUUUAUUGUACAUCUAUUGUGCCAUUCAGUGGAAAAAAAUACAUGUGAAGUGGUACGUACACCAUAUUGCUGUAUUAAAUUAAAUAAAAUGCUCACUGAGAAUGUGCACCAAACAAGAUACUGUCUAAUUUUUUCAUUAAAUAGGAGUUUCAGCUAUGUAAUUGUGCUUUUGUUGUAGUUUUUAGUCUUACCUUUGCCAAAGAGGUUAUGUUAUCGCUCAUGUUUGUCUGUUUUGCUGGGUGUUAACAUCUCCCCAGUGAAAUGUAAUACAUCCCCAGGCUGUGAAUUCUGGUGAAUAUCCAGGUUAUUGUACAUUUUACAGUACUUCAGGAAAAGAGACAUCAAAUUGUAUCAUAGAGUAUUAAAGAAAUCCAUGUGCCGCAGAAGGAUCAAAUGUUUUGCAUUAAUCACAGGAGGCAAAAAGUCAUGGGUGGAGAUAAAGUGCAGACAUAAUUUCUUUCAGGCCUUUUUCUUAAAUAAAACUUGAGUAACAUAGAUAUUGAAAUAUAACAGAUGAACGUUGGAAAUGACAUGUAAUUACAGUUAUGUUUAUUAUUAAGAACCAGAGAACCAAGUCGACUGCCUGCUGUGCACCAACCCCAACACUCUAACAGCUGGGAGAAAUAUUUGCUGACACGUAAUCCUCUGGUUUCUGUGUUUUCACAUUAAUUAACCAACAGUUCAACAUAUUUCCACUGUUUUUAGUUUAACAUGAAGUUAAAAAAAAAAGGUAAAGCUGAAUGUAGUUUGUAUCCUUGGAAAUAAUUUUCAGAACACUGACCUUGUAGUGAAAAGUCUGUAAUUUGUCAUAAAUGUGACUUUUACAUGUGGUAAAUAUGAGGCAAAAAUGGUUUUAAAUUUGAUAAAUAAGCCUCAAUGGGUGUUUAAGUUUUGGGGGGAUUUACGAGGAUCUAAUUUCCCAAAUAGAAUGUAAAGUUCCUAUUUAUGUUUCCUUUAUAAUGGGUAUAAUGUCAAAGCGUGAACUUUUAUGUUUUCAGUAGAAUGAGCUGUUUAU
Sphaeramia orbicularis (orbiculate cardinalfish) is the source of this 2669-nucleotide messenger RNA. It is a transcript of the gene riox2, whose product is annotated as ribosomal oxygenase 2. Gene Ontology annotation, cellular component: nucleolus. The transcript has 10 exons. Gene Ontology annotation, molecular function: histone H3K4 demethylase activity; histone H3K36 demethylase activity. Bases 104 to 1588 code for a protein of 494 amino acids. The record is from RefSeq and is a predicted model, not a curated record. NCBI's taxonomy places the organism in Eukaryota, Metazoa, Chordata, Actinopteri, Kurtiformes, Apogonidae.